AUGGCUGGAGUCAGUGUGCUUCGCCCACUUGCUCGGGUCCCAGUUAAGAGGGUUGCGAGGACCUACGCAACCUCGAUACCAUCCAAGGCCCACCAUCGUGUAGUUAUUGUUGGUGGAGGUACAGCUGGAGUUACUGUUGCCGCCCAGUUGCAACGUAGCACAGAUUUCGAGAAUAAGGAUAUCGCCAUAUUAGACCCUGCACAGACCCACCACUACCAACCAGGAUGGACACUUGUUGGUUCUGGGUUAAGAAGCCUUGCAGAUAUGCAUCGGCCUAUGUCCGAAGUGAUUCCACAAGGCGUGAAACAUUAUCCUCUGCGAGUGUCCACGUUUGAUCCCGCAAACAACGCAAUCAAAACAUCCGAAGGAGUUGACGUGUCGUAUGACUACCUAAUAGUAGCCCCGGGCCUAGAGACAAACUUUUCUGGAGUGUCAGGUCUUGAGCAAGCACUACAGGAUCCCGCCAGCCAGAUAUCAUCCAUCUACUCGGAGAAGACGGUGGAGCAGGUAUGGAAGAACAUGCAAGCUUUCAAGAAAGGGCCAGCUAUUUUCACCCAGCCUGCUGGUGUUAUUAAAUGCGCUGGCGCUCCCCAGAAGAUAAUGUGGAUGGCCCAUUCGCAGUGGAAGCGGGAUGGCGUACGAGACAAUAUCAACAUCACCUUCGCAACUGGUGCUCCUGUUAUGUUUGCCGUCCCGAAGUACUCACAAGCGCUUGAAGAUCUGCGCAAGCAGCGCCAUGUCGAAGGCCUUUUCCAACAUAAUCUAGUUAAAGUAGACCCGAAGAAUAAGGUGGCGACAUUUAAGAACUUGGCGGACGGUGCUAACGGAGCACUUGUUGAGAGAGAGUUCGGCUUUCUACAUGUGGUACCUCCUCAAAAACCGUGGGACUGGGUUGCCAAAUCUCAACUAGCGGAUGCCGCGGGUUGGGUUGAUGUGGAUAAGUCCACUACGCAGCAUACCAAGUACAAGAACGUUUUCUCUCUUGGCGAUGCAUCGAGUCUUCCGAACAGCAAAACCGCAGCUGCUAUCACAUCUCAAACGCCAGUUUUAAUAGACAAUCUUUUGGCGGUCAUGAAAGGCAAGGAGAUCAAGGCGUCGUAUGACGGCUACGCAAGUUGCCCCUUAUUGACCGGCCACAAUGAGCUUAUGCUCUGCGAGUUCAAGUACGGCGGUGUGCCCAAGGAGACUUUUGCAAAUAUACUUGGUGGUCAGGAGCAGCCUAGUCGGUUAUUCUACCAUUUGAAGAAGGAUUUCUUCCCAUAUGCCUACUGGAACUACUAUGUAAAAGGUACCUGGUUUGGCCCAAGAGGAUUUUUCCGCCCUAAUACGACAGCAAGUUAA
Messenger RNA from Daldinia childiae, 1341 nucleotides. RefSeq names its product Sulfide:quinone oxidoreductase, mitochondrial. The coding region runs from base 1 to 1341 and encodes 446 amino acids. The record is from RefSeq and is a predicted model, not a curated record. The transcript has 6 exons. NCBI's taxonomy places the organism in Eukaryota, Fungi, Ascomycota, Sordariomycetes, Xylariales, Hypoxylaceae. Gene Ontology annotation, molecular function: FAD binding; sulfide:quinone oxidoreductase activity. Gene Ontology annotation, cellular component: mitochondrion.